AUGAGUGCUUACCGAAAACAGCCAGCAAAGAAGAAAACCACCAAGUUGGAGCUCAAGGACGAGCAAAAGGCUGAAAUCAGAGAAGCGUUCGAUUUGUUCGAUACCGAAGGCACUGGAACCAUCAACGUCAAGGAGAUAAAGGUAGCCAUGAGAGCGCUGGGCUUCGAGCCGAAAAAGGAGGAGCUGAAACAGAUGAUCGCCGGAGUCGAGACCGACGGAACGGGCGCCAUCGACUUUAAUGACUUCCUAAAAAUCAUGUCGCAGAAGAUGUCUGAGCGAGAUCCAAAGGAAGAAAUCCAAAAGGCAUUCAAAUUAUUCGACGACGACGAAACUGGAAAAAUCUCCUUCAAGAAUUUGAAACGAGUCUGUAAAGAGCUGAAUGAGAAUCUGACGGACGAAGAAUUACAGGAAAUGAUCGACGAAGCGGACAUGGACGGAGACGGAGAAGUGUCCGAAGCCGAGUUCUUACGAAUAAUGAAAAAGACCGAGAUGUUCUGA
Messenger RNA from Oikopleura dioica, 498 nucleotides. NCBI's taxonomy places the organism in Eukaryota, Metazoa, Chordata, Appendicularia, Copelata, Oikopleuridae. The record is from the annotation of a GenBank genome assembly.